This is a messenger RNA of Medioppia subpectinata, 891 nucleotides long. Lineage: Eukaryota; Metazoa; Arthropoda; Arachnida; Sarcoptiformes; Oppiidae. The record is from the annotation of a GenBank genome assembly.
GUUUGUCGGCAAUAAUGACCUCAAAUGCCAUGAAUUUGAGGCCAAAUAACGAAAAGUAUUUAUUAAAUGGCAAUCAAUUGGUGUUGAAUGAGAGGUCCGGCGGACGACACGCGCGACUCGUGUGCACUUCAAACACGUGUUAUACAAAUGUGGAAAACUAUACACCAUUUGACACAAUGGAUGGUCUCAUAUAUAAAGUCCGCCGAUAUUUCGGUUACUCAUCGGUUCCUAAAUAUCGUCUCCGAAACACAUCCGUCUAUCUCUACGAGUCGGCCACCGAUGGCGUCGAUAUCGAGAAGUUCUUCGUCCACCUCAAUCUUCCGGACACUUAUCUGUCGUGGUUUUUGGUGACUGAACUGCACGUAUGGAUGCUUAUGAUUAGGUCUAUGGUUGAGGGCAAAGAGGGACGGCUUAUGCGCAACGAAAUCACGGCCAGAAUGUGGGAGGACUGCGAGACACGGCUUAAGCUUAUGACGCAUAUGCCACAAUCUGUCCGUCGGAAAGGAUUGGAGGACUUAUUACAACAAUUUCGGGCAUCUCUUAUAGCAUACGACGAGGGCUUUUUAACUGACGAUAAAACACUGGCGGCCGCUCUUUGGAGGACAUUAUUUACCUAUGAAUCAGUUGAUCCCAAAUAUCUUGAGCUUAUCGUUCAGUACAUACGGACCCAAGUCGAACACUUGCAUACCAUUGGGACCGAAAAGUUUUUCCUCGACGGGAAGAUCACGUGGAAACCAUUCCCACCGUUUUAUCCAUAGUUAUUGUUUUGUAAUUUAUUUUGUGCAUUCAAUUUUAGUGUUUAUUUAAUGUAAAAUCAGUUGUUUAGAUAAAAUACAUUUGACGCCAAAUAAUUUUGCGAAAUAAAAUUUUGAAAAGUUUGGUAUAAACACA